Molecule: messenger RNA, 693 nt
Organism: Fulvia fulva
Lineage: Eukaryota; Fungi; Ascomycota; Dothideomycetes; Mycosphaerellales; Mycosphaerellaceae
Exons: 1
Coding region: 1-693 (230 amino acids)
Source: RefSeq, a predicted model, not a curated record
AUGAACGCCCACUACAACGAGCAUCGGAAUCGCAUCAAGUACCAUCCUGAUAGUAAUACCACCAGCAGGCGGCGAGACAUGCCGGAUCAUAUCAAAGUCGCGGGGACAGAGUUUCCGAACCCAUCCAGCAACAGCACUCCAUUCAAUGCAACGAACAGGAGCCACCACUUGCUGGAAGUGAACCAAGAUACGCUGGAUGAGCACAUGCGGUCGCAAUCACGCUUUAACGAGCAAAUUUACUUCCGCCUACAUGCACUUGAGGCUGUGAUGGACAAAAUGCUUGACUGCAUUCAAGACGUCCACCAGCGGAGUCGAGCUCUCGAGAAAGCAUAUCGCGACCUCCAGCAACGCAUUCAGAGUGCUGCGAGGCCAGCCACUGACGAGGAAGGGCAACCUAGCGAUGCGCCCAGUGCAGCACAAUCGACAGAUGGUCUUGAUCAGAAGCUGGUCCGAUCGUUUGUUCUUCCGAUCGAUGGGGUUCUGCAGGAAGUCUUGAAGGACGCUGGAGAGCACAAACACAAGGAGCCACCAGUGCGAUCUGUCUACACCGAUGUGCCUGAGCAACGCCACGUCAACGACGAGAUCUUUGCCGAGCUCGAAGCGUUUGCGAAAUUGUUCAAGGAAAGCAGAGUACCCAAGCUGAUCUUUCCUGAUGGCAGCGUGCAACAAGUCCGUCAAGAUCGCGACAGCUAG